Messenger RNA from Drosophila teissieri, 1179 nucleotides. Its product is annotated as E3 ubiquitin-protein ligase KCMF1. Gene Ontology annotation, biological process: synaptic signaling. Gene Ontology annotation, molecular function: zinc ion binding. The transcript has 3 exons. NCBI's taxonomy places the organism in Eukaryota, Metazoa, Arthropoda, Insecta, Diptera, Drosophilidae. Bases 240 to 908 code for a protein of 222 amino acids. Gene Ontology annotation, cellular component: plasma membrane. The record is from RefSeq and is a predicted model, not a curated record.
ACUUGCUAGUCUCGGCUCAUGUUUUUCUAAAAAAACCAACUCUGAUUAAACAGAAAUCGUAUUCGAAGGUAUUUUUUUGGUCACAUCACAGUCACCUGUUUCUGAAUAGUUUUUGAAGUGUGUUGUUUUUGUUUUUAACCUAAAGCAGUCUCGGUGUCAUCUCAUGUCUAUCGUAAUCACUAUACCGAACAUUUGAUUCCGAUUUCCCAUCGAGGACCCUUGGCCGCCAGGACGUGCACAUGGGCCACUGGGACGUGCACUGCGACGGCUGCGGCAGCAGCAGACUGGUCCACUAUCGCUACAAGUGCCUGCGCUGCCUGGACUACGACCUCUGCUCCACCUGCAAGGAGAAUGGGGUCUCCAACGGGCAGCACGAUCGCGCCCAUCCACUGCAGUGCCUGAUGGAUCGUGCCGCCCUUGAGCUGCACUUCGCCGGGGAGCCGAUUCCGACCAUGUGCGCCGAAAGCUUCACGUGCCCCGUGUGCGGCAAAAUGGGCCUCUCCCUCGAGGACCUGAAGGAGCACUGCAAGGAGAAGCAUCGCCUGACGCGCACAGUCGUCAUUUGCCCGGUUUGCGCGGCGGUGCCAUCGUCGCAUCCGAUUCGCAUCGCUCACAUUGCCAGUCACUUGAUCUUCUUGCAUUCGUCCAGCGCUCAGCGGGAUCCGGAGCCCGCUUCCAGCUCAGUGGCGCAGGCUGACAGCUUCCGUUGGCCCCAGGACUCUGCCGUGGGCUCGGGAUCGGGCUCGGGCACUGGAGAUGGAGAUGGAGAUGGCACUGGCAUUGGCACAGUUACCCAACACACUUAUCCCACCUCGCAGACUCCGCAGGUGCGCUUCCUGCUGCCCAGAAACACCGCCCCCUUGGCCGACUCCGAGGAUCUCAGCGAUAAUGAGAGCGUGGAGCUAUGAGUACUUCGAAUCAGAACCACGAAGAAGCACUCGACUACAACAUUUUGACAAACGACUAAACAACAUUAUCGCCAAGGCAAACGAAAACAAGCACUUGCAUCGUUACGAAAUUCGCAUACGAAAUUAUAGAGUUCGUUUUUUCAUUUUCAUAAUGAAUGACGAAUCUUGAGAAUAACUACACAUUCCGUUUGAACACACACACACACACACACACACACAAACAUGUAUUGUCGUGCUUCUGCUUAAAUAUAUUACUGCGUUCGAUUCAAGA